Molecule: messenger RNA, 348 nt
Organism: Lynx canadensis (Canada lynx)
Lineage: Eukaryota; Metazoa; Chordata; Mammalia; Carnivora; Felidae
Product: orexin-like
Exons: 1
Coding region: 1-348 (115 amino acids)
Biological process (GO): feeding behavior; neuropeptide signaling pathway
Source: RefSeq, a predicted model, not a curated record
AUGCUGCUGUCAUCCAAUGCAGCCACGCAGCCCCUACCCAGCUGCCACUUCCAGGAGCUGCUGCACUGCGCGGGCAACCACACCACUGGGCAAGAGGCAGUCGGGCCCCUGGACCUUCAGGGCCAGCUGCUGCACCUCCUGCAGGCCAAUGGUAACCAUGCAGCCAGCAUCUUGACCAAGGGCUGCUGUGCAAGCACAGAGCCAGCCGGGCACCCCUGCCCCUGGUACAGUUGUCCCGCAGCAGCUGCCCUGUCUGUAGUGCCCAGGGCAGUCUGGGGUCUGAGCCCUUGCUCAGGCCCCGUCCUAGCCCUGCCCUCUUCCUGCUGCCUGCCCAGUGUCAGCCCCUAA